Molecule: messenger RNA, 1086 nt
Organism: Orbilia oligospora ATCC 24927
Lineage: Eukaryota; Fungi; Ascomycota; Orbiliomycetes; Orbiliales; Orbiliaceae
Exons: 2
Coding region: 1-1086 (361 amino acids)
Source: RefSeq, a predicted model, not a curated record
AUGCCCACAACGACCUCACCUCCCAAACCUCCUACCCGUCAAACCGACGAAAACACGCUAGACAACAAUGAUACACCCAAAGAAUCCAAACCCUCAUUAACGGUCCUAGGUCACAAGCUGUCAGAGCAAAUAAGUGACCACAAUAAAGGGUUAACUACGUCCAUGCAGGGGAUUCUUGAAUCUCGGCAUGCUAUCUCGGAUAUCAUUAAAGAUGUUAGGUCUUUGGUGAAUACGCAACAUGAGAGUGGGAAACAGCUUUUGGAGGUUACGGAGAAGAUUCAGAAGGCUGUAACAACCAACACCGCCCAUUCAGAACUCAUCCUCACCGGUCUCGCAGAGCUCAAAGACUUACAUGCAGAUAUGGGCAUCAGGAACACAUUCUACCUUGCAAAAGCCAAUGCUUUGGUAAAGUUCAACGAAGAGCUUAUUCAAGAUCGGAGAGAUACGACAGAAAGUACUAUCGAGAUGAGCAAGAAACUAGAUCGAGUUCUUGAAGAGUUUGAAAAUAUGAAGACUACGAACAAAUAUUACAAGCCGGGAAGAUCUCGGAUGCUUAAGAAAAAGCUGAGAGUGACAGUACCAGAGCCGGAUGGAGGGGAGCAGUCCGUAGUUUCUACUACAGAAAUUACAAAUGAUACUGAUGAUACGGGGGAAUGUAGCCCUAAACCGGCAAAGAAGAAAGCUAGGAAGACCACCCAGAAGAAGAAAACCCAGAGAACAGGUCCGAGUCAGGCUACACGGUCCAGGAGUAGUACAAAGUCACUUCCUAGUACUCAACAAAAACCUACUACUAGACGUUCAAGACGACAGAGAAGUAUAAGUCUCGGUGCAACAAUCGAUUCUAAUCCUGGAGCCAAUACACCUAACAGACCAGCUUCUUUCGUCGUCGAAGAGACACCGGAGCAAAGUGAACCAGAUGCCUUUCAAGAACAGCAAUCAGAAAGGAUCCCCGAGACUAUUGCUAGUUCGAGCAAACCGGAACCGGAACCGGAACCGAAAACGCCGCCGCAGAAACCGAUGAGGAAACGAAUGCUAGCUGGCCCGGCGACCCAGGAAGCAUGGGAGAUGGAUAGUACUUCCACCUAA